Messenger RNA from Heterostelium album PN500, 1056 nucleotides. It is a transcript of the gene snrpD3, whose product is annotated as LSM domain-containing protein. Gene Ontology annotation, molecular function: RNA binding. The transcript has 7 exons. Gene Ontology annotation, cellular component: spliceosomal tri-snRNP complex; U12-type spliceosomal complex; catalytic step 2 spliceosome. Gene Ontology annotation, biological process: spliceosomal snRNP assembly; RNA processing. NCBI's taxonomy places the organism in Eukaryota, Evosea, Eumycetozoa, Acytosteliales, Acytosteliaceae. The record is from RefSeq and is a predicted model, not a curated record. The coding region runs from base 1 to 1056 and encodes 351 amino acids.
AUGCAAAUAUGUCAAAAAUAUUUAUGGAUAAGAUUUGAAUUAAUUAUGAUUGUUAAUGUCGUCACACCACAAUCACCCAUUAGUAUUAAAUUGGAUUCACAUCAACAGUUAACAACAAAAACAAAUAUACUUCAAACUUUGAUUAUAAUAACUAAAAAAGAUAUAAUCUUUGAGAAAUCAGGCUGUAAAAGAGUAUCCGAUUUAAAAAUGAGUAUUGGUAUCCCAGUAAAGAUAUUGCACGAAGCAGAUUCACAUGUUAUCACUUUGGAACUGAGGAACGGUGAUCUGUAUCGUGGUACAUUGAUCGAGAGCGAGGACAACAUGAACUGUCGUAUGGAGAAUAUUACCAUGACAGCCAAGAACGGAAAACAAACUCAAAUCGAACAAAUCUACAUAAGAGGAAGUAAAAUCAGAUUUUUCAUUCUGCCAGACAUGCUUAAGAAUGCACCGAUGUUCAAGCGUAUAGAUGGUAGAACUGUACUGCGUGGAAAGAGUCUUGGUAUAGGAAGAUCUGUCGGUCGUGCUAGAGGUGGUCCUCCAAGAGGUAAGAAUCAUCAUCAUCACCAACAUUAUCAACAUUAUCAACAACAACAACAACAAUCAACAGUCAGUUCAAGAACAAAUUAUGUUAACUAUAACAAUUCAAAUCCUUUUUAUAAAACAGGUGGUGGAAGAGGUCGUGGUGGUUUCAAUUCUGACAGAGGUGGUUUCAACUCUGAUAGAGGUGGAUUCCAAGUUCUUCAACAUCAAGCGACAGUAACUAUAGCAAGUAUUACACGACUACACCAACAAGUCACUUUAGCUUUUAUAGAAUUAUUUCUUAUUUUUCAAUGCUUCUCUUCUGACGACUUAAUCAUUGUAUUGAAUUCAUUCACUGUCAAUGUAGACAUAUUAGUAAUGAUUGUGAUGAUAUUGACAACGAUUGUCAUCACCACAAGUGAUAUUAGACAACAACCUUGCAACACCACCAACCCCAAAAUACCCUUUGACGAUACUGAUGAUAGUUGUAGAAAUAGUAGUAGUAGUAGUAGAAUGUGUAGAGUAGCCGACAAAUGA